UAUAAAACUAUCUGAGCUUAUAAUUGUCCGUUUAUUGGAGUUCUUCUUCUCUACGGCAAAAUCUUGGCCUCCUCGAGCCAUGGCGGGACGAGAGGUACUGAUGCUUGAGGCCCCGCCGGACCCUUCUCGAGAGGGCUGGUCUGUGAUAAGCCAGAAGGAGUUCAUCGACGCGCUGCCCUACAUUGAUGACGACUAUGGCGAUCCCAGGGUGAAGGCGGAAGUAGACAUGCUUGUCGAAGCCGAAAUGCGCAAGAGCGUCAAGAAGCCGGCCGAUUUCCUCAAGGAUCUCCCUCCCCUUCCCAACUUCGGCUUCGAGAAUCAUCCCAUGCUUGCUAGAGAGUAUGAUCGUGUAAGAGCCGGAAAGCCUCCGACAACUUUGGAGAUGUCUCGUUAUGGGUUAGAGCCUCCCCCGCUGAAUAAACGUAAUGAUGUGACUGCUUGGAGGCAAGCUGUACGAAAUGGUCAAAGUCUACUACAACAUCAAAUUAUACGAAUUGAAAACCUAGAUCUUAUGUUAAAGCACGGUACUGAUCUCUGGAAACAACACAACAAGGGUAUGGAGAAUUUUUUGUCCAGAAUGCAAGCUUUAGCGUUAGAGUACAAUGAAAAGAUUGAAGCUGCGAAUCAGGAAAGAAAGUAUCAUCAGCAAAACACAGCUGUGGAACUUGAUGCCUUGAAUGCACAAUGGAGAGAACUAUGUCACAAGAAUAUAGAUAUCCAGGCCGCAUGCGCCAACUUUCAAAAUCAUAUCGACGAGCUUAAAAGAGAAGCUUUUGAUCUUGGACUGAAUUUGGAUGAUGCAUAGAUGAAGCAUGCUUAAGAGUGACCGUUGGGUGAUGGGUUGCAGUUCUGAUGCAGAUGAGUCUAUACUUUACACAAAAUAUUGGAUGCCGAGCCUUGAAGAUUUUCAGUUAUUAGCCAUUAUGGAGAAAUUUAUAUAGAUGCUAGUCAUCAUGUAUAUUCACUCGCCAGCAAAACUAGCUUGAUUGUGUUUUAGGCGUUAUAAAGUUUCCAGCAUAACAAGUUUUGUAGCCAAAAUUUUAGGCGCAGGGACUUUAUUCUUGACAACUUGAACACAA
Messenger RNA from Phalaenopsis equestris, 1079 nucleotides. RefSeq names its product pre-mRNA-splicing factor SPF27 homolog. Bases 80 to 805 code for a protein of 241 amino acids. Gene Ontology annotation, cellular component: precatalytic spliceosome; catalytic step 2 spliceosome; Prp19 complex. Lineage: Eukaryota; Viridiplantae; Streptophyta; Magnoliopsida; Asparagales; Orchidaceae. The transcript has 7 exons. Gene Ontology annotation, biological process: mRNA processing. The record is from RefSeq and is a predicted model, not a curated record.